Messenger RNA from Mesorhabditis spiculigera, 750 nucleotides. The record is from the annotation of a GenBank genome assembly. NCBI's taxonomy places the organism in Eukaryota, Metazoa, Nematoda, Chromadorea, Rhabditida, Rhabditidae.
AUGAAAAAGUCUAAAUUAUCGAGGAUUACGGUAGUUUUGGUGCCAUUUCACGUGACUCACUCUCCCGACCCUCCGCGCAGCUCGGUCUCCAGCGGAAGUGCAUCUACCGACCCACAUACCGACAUUCUCGUGCCGAGUAGCGACAAGGAGGGAUGGUGCCGGAAUAAGAAAUACAUCGAAAAAGUCCCCGCCGGAUAUAUGUGCACCGUUUGCAAGAAGGUCUACGGACGGUACAAUUCUGUCUCUUACCAUGUGACAAUCUACCACCGUAACCCACCAAUCCGAUGCGAGCAGCCGGGGUGUAAUUUCACAACGCGAGAAGCCCGAUAUAUCCAUUUCCACAAGUACUACCGGCAUCACAUUCCGCUGCCGGAUACGAUCGAUUUAGGCUCGAGAAAAUGCCCAUUCUGCCGGCACGUCAGCAAAAGCCCGGCGAUGCUCGAGAAGCACAUUGCGCGGCAUGUCCCGGGGGAUAGAACGACAACUACUACCCCGCUAUCAGUCCCGCUGGCCGUCUAUCCAUCCCUAAACGUCUCGCUGUCGACCGGCGCCUUCUCAUUCCCCUCAAUCCACCAUCAACCCCAGCAGAUACACUGUACACAGUGUCAUUUUACGACAGACACCGUCCUUUCCCUCAGCCAUCACCUCACCGCCGCCCACGCGUCACUUACCUUUACCAAAUGCACCCUAUGCGAUUUCGAGUCGACAAAUGCAAGCCUACUGCUCCAACACAUCCAGGAGACCCAUCAA